Molecule: messenger RNA, 3941 nt
Organism: Miniopterus natalensis
Lineage: Eukaryota; Metazoa; Chordata; Mammalia; Chiroptera; Miniopteridae
Gene: EMP2
Product: epithelial membrane protein 2
Biological process (GO): regulation of cell-matrix adhesion; positive regulation of integrin-mediated signaling pathway; cell adhesion
Cellular component (GO): cytoplasm; plasma membrane
Molecular function (GO): protein kinase binding
Source: RefSeq, a predicted model, not a curated record
GGCAGGGCGCGCAGUCCCAGCUCAGAGCUUCAAAACAGCCCGGCUGCUCCGCCUCGCGCCCCAGCCCGUCGCUCGGUCCCGCAGCCAGCGCCCGCACAUCUCUUGCUCUCUCGGCUUUCAACGAAACCCGUCCUUGCCCUGCGGCGCCCUGUGAAAAUGCUGGUGCUUCUGGCUUUCAUCAUCAUCUUCCACAUCACCUCCGCCGCCUUGCUCUUCAUCGCCACCAUCGACAAUGCCUGGUGGGUAGGAGAAGGAUUUUUUGCAGGUGUCUGGAAAAUCUGUGACACGAUCAACAGCACGAAUUGUACAGAAAUCGACGACAGAUUUAACUAUUACUCCACGAUGCAGGCAGUCCAGGCCACCAUGAUCCUGUCCACCAUCCUCUGCUGCAUCGCCUUCCUGAUCUUCCUGCUCCAGCUUUUCCGCCUCAAGCAGGGAGAGAGAUUUGUGUUAACCUCCAUCAUCCAGCUCAUGUCAUGCCUGUGUGUCAUGAUCGCAGCUUCCAUUUACACAGACCGGCUCCAGGACACUCACAGCCAGAACGAGGAGCACUUCAUCCAGACCAGGGACGGCACGUACGGCUACUCCUUCAUCCUGGCGUGGGUGGCCUUCGCCUUCACCUUCAUCAGCGGCCUCAUGUACCUGAUACUGAGGAAGCGCAAAUAGGCGUCAGGAGCUCGGCAGCUUUCACCCAGUACAGAAUCUACAUUCAGAUAACCGUUUUGUAUAUAAUCAGGUUUUUUUGUUUUGUUUUGUUGUGGUUUUUCUAGCAAACAUAUUGUUUCCUUUAAAAGCCAAAAAAAAGAGACGAGUUUUUGCAUUCUUGAGAUCAGAGAAUAGACUGUGAAGGCUGGAAUUCAGAACUCCUGCCUGUCUGCAAGUCUCAACAGGACAAAGCCAAAUGCCAGCAAUGCUCAAAUCCAAAAAUGUUCAGCAGGGUGUUUCUUAACCAUGGGGGUGUGAUGUGAUGACAAGAGACCGAGAGAGCCAGGUCUGGGGGGACAUCUCCCCUUAGGCUUGGGCCACACCAAGCCCCCCUCACCUCAGCUUUCCCAAAUCUCUCGGUGGUGGUGGUGGAAGGUGGGGCGAGGGGCGGCCAGGUGAGGGAGGAAACCUCAGGUGUUUAGCCAAGUUCCAUGUGAGAAAUAGGUAUGGACCCCGGUGUUCUGCCUAUAUCCAGACCAUAGCCCCUAACCGACUGUAAGGGGCUAGGUCCAGAAAGUGCCUCCCAAAUUUGCAGACAAUGUCACCUGCUUGCCUUAGGGAACGGGGUCAGAUGUGGGCUCACCCUGAAACAGAGACUUUCAUCUUAUGAUCCCUAGUACACCUUGUAAAAUGCAGACUGUUGGGUUCCCCACCCCCCACCUACAUAGUCUUCAGGGAUGGGGCCCAGGAGCCUGCAUUUCUAACAAGCUCCUCUCUGAUGCUUACAAUGCUAUGGGCCUUAAAGUUGAGGACCAGUCCCAGAGCCGGAGGAGCAGAACUGCCUCACAAAUGUUAAACAUCACAUCAUAUCAAGCUGGGGAGAUGGGUCUAGACCCCACUGCAGACCAAAGCCCUGGCCUCCAGCAGCUCUUUACUCUUCCCUGUCUUCCACAGCUGCUUUCACCUGGGCCACCCAAACUCCCAUCCCAGGCCGUGCAUCCCAAUAGUCAGCCCCCCGGGGGGCGCAGCCUCCUUAUAGCCCUAAGACCUCUCCCUUCUCUUCCUGACCUGCCUUCUAAGCUGGCUGGCCUCUACUAAUCCCAUUUCUAGAGCCUCAGAAGACCCAUCCCCCAUUCGUCCAUCCAUUCAUUCAUUCAUCAGUUUAAGGCUUGCAUGUGCCAGGCAUGGGGACACCAUGUCAAGAUAAUCCCUCCUUAUGGGGCUCAUCGUCUAAUGGAGGAGAUGGGUUAAAAACCAAUUAGGAAAACUAAUUAAAAACAGUGAUGAAGGCUGCAAAGACCACAACCCAGGAUUGAAAAGCAAGGCCGGUGGGGUGGGAGGGAACCUGCUGCAUGCCUGCCUAUCUUUAAAUGCUCCUGGAGGCAUGGAGAUCAGUCUAAAUAUCGCUCGCUCAGCUGUGCAGAUGGUAUUUAUUGGGCAGCAUCUAUUUAGCUCUGUGGAGCGUCCCAGGGUCCUGAUAGCCAGUGAGGCAGUGAGAGCAACCCAGAUUGCUCUGGGUCUCAGACUCUAGUGGGCACAAGAGCCACUCGGGGGAGCCUGCCUUGCUAAGGUCUGGGUGGGCGAGCGAGUGCUCCCGACAAUUCCCAGACAGCUUUGGGGAGUUUGUCUUUAGGUGUGAAAGCACUGUGAGGUGUGUGGCAAUGUGCUGAGCCUGGGAAGCACCCCACUGAAGAAGCCCUUUGCGCCUCACUCUUUCCUCUGGUGUUUUGAGGUAUGCCUGGGUCGGCGUGCCGCCUGUUUGCCACAUCAGCUCUGGUGCUACUUAAGUGCUUCUGCACCUGACCUGCUCAGAGGCACGGUGAUUUGCCAUCAGCCCAGUUCCAGUGGAGCUGGGGAGGCAUCUGUUUUGAGUAGUGUUAGGGCCCUGUGGACUCCUUUUCAGUGCAGGAUUGGGUUUUUCUGUUCAUUCAUUCAUUCAUUCAUUCAUUCAUUCAUUCAUUCGUUUUCAACAGAGUACUCCAUGCUCACUGUGUUCCAGGCACUCUGUGAGGCUCUGAAAACACAGGGGUGAGCAAAUCCAGACAUCCUACCUGAGACAGGACACUUUCCCCCCAGAGAGGCCACCAGCACAGUACAGGGUAACAUCGGGCCAGUGACAGGACAGAUGGCCACCUCCUGGGAAACUCAUUAGGCAUAUGGUGGGUCUGAGCGGGUCACACCCUUGGGGUUUGGAGGAUGCUAUAGAAGCCUCUGGAGGAAGGUGGGUCUAAAGGUGUCGUUUCCUGGUAGCCACAAUGGAAACCUCCAACCCUCUGGUAAGCCUCAUGCCCAGGCAAUGCAUGGAUUUCCUUCUCCAAAACUUCAGGGUUGCGUGAGAAUCUGAAAUGACCCCAUGGAUUUCCCUGGCUGGUUGCCACUACUGUAUAGCAUCCAGUAUCCACGUCCAUCGCGGUGCCAAGGUUUUGUGAAUCAUGAGAGCUGCCUCCCCCACACUGGGAAGUUGGGAAAGAGGUGAUGGCGUCAGGGAGAACAUACCCAAAUUUCUUACCUGUAGGCAGAAUCAGCCCUCUCACUCGGUGCUUAUUAUCAGUUAUUCAAUAACAACAAAGAACAGUAACCGAGGCAUCCAAGAAGCAAAUAUUAGGACCAAAUAUAUUACUGGUAACAACUGUAUUUGAAGGAACUUGUUUGCGCAUGUUAGGACAUUUUUUAUACAGUACUGUAAUUCUUUCACUGAGGGGCUGUGGAUGGAGACAGACUAACUCGUUUUGUUAUUUGCAUUAAAAUUACUUUGGGUCUCUGUCAAGUGAGUUUGGAAAACAGAUUUGUUGCUCUGAGUGAAUGUAUAUAUUUAUUCCUGAACACAGGAAAAUUGGAGACCUCCCCGCACUCCGCCAUACUCUGCGACAGGUUAUUUGCCUGUGCGCGUCCCUAACCAGCGGGCCGAGGUCCGGGGACUCUGCUCUAAUGGGUGCCGAGGACACCUGGCCCCCCCGCCUGUGUGCAAACACACUAAACAGUAGCUUAGAUAGAAGCGCAGCAUCACUUAAAGUCUGCCUGGGUGGGGAAUUACUAAACUCGCUACUAGUGGAAAGGCUACUUACGUUGCAGCACAUGGGACAGCUUUGUAUAUUGGGGGAGUGGCGGUGAUGAGGUGAUGCAGGGAAGGGCCUAGAGGUGAAUCUUGGUUUGUGGACAAAUGUGAUUUCAGGGUAGUUAGACACUUUCUACUUAAUGCGCCUUUAAAAUAGUGCAUUUCCUAUGUUUUGUAUAAUCUGAAACUGUACAUGAAAAAUAAACUUGAAAACCAAAUCGCCCAGAGCGACAGACUCUAA